AUGUCUUCACCUCCACCAGCAAAGAGACAACAUAUAAUUUUGUCUGAAGAACCAUCCUCACCACUCAUAACUAACGCUAACAGUAUUAACAAUCAUUGCAAUCACGUUAUGGGAGUCAACGGUGAAUCAGGUGUUGAUGAGAACUUGUAUAGCCGUCAGUUAUAUGUCAUGGGCACUGACGGUAUGAAGAAGUUGGCCUACACCAAAAUUCUCAUAACUGGCCUUAGUGGCCUCGGCUUGGAGAUUGCCAAGAAUUUGGUUCUUGGUGGUGUUGGGUCCAUCGAUCUACACGACCCCGAAGCCAUCACAGCCUUGGAGUUAUCCUCCAAUUACUAUGCAACCCUGGAGGAUGUAGGUAAAAACCGGUGUGAAGUUGUCCGGCCCAAAUUAGCUGAGCUUAAUAACUACGUCAUCCUAAACGUCAUCAAGAAGGAUGAACUAACUACAGAUGUUUUGCGCAAGUAUCAGGUUGUUGUGUUCGCCAGAGGAAAUAUGGACCAGUGGAGAAAACUAACAAAAGUUUGCCACGAGCUGAAUAUCAAGGUGGUUUGCGCAAGAACCUGCGGUCUCUUCGGCCAAGUUUUUUGUGACUUCGGGAAGGAUUUUACCAUUAUCGAUGCAACCGGUGAACAACCAACGUCGGUGUUUAUUCAGUCGGUUGAAAAGAGCAAAGAAGGCGUUGUGGUUGGUGUGGAGGAAUCUGCCCACGGUCUCCAUGAUGGUGAUUAUGUCACUUUCUCUGAAGUCAGAGGAAUGAUUGAACUGAAUGGUUGCGAGCCGCGAAUGGUUAAGGUUUUGGGUCCUUCCGCUUUUUCAAUCGGCGACACCUCAAAUUUCUCUCAAUAUGUUGGUGGUGGACUAUGUACUCAGGUCAAAAUGCCGGAGAAAAUGGAUUUUCUCGAGAUGUCUGAAGCUUACAAGAAUCCGAGUUUUCUCACCAGCGAUUUUGCGAAGUUAGAAACGCCGCCGCAGUUGCAUCUGUUUUUCGAAGCCCUCUCGCAGUUUGAAGUGCAACAUGGUCGUGCUCCGAUUCCCUGGAACGAAGAUGAUGCUGCUAUCUUUGUUGAAUGUUGCAAAGUCGUUAAUAAGGGUGUGGACGGUACUGCUGCUCAUGUUCAACAGAUCAAUGAAGAGCUGGCCAAAAUAUUCUCCUUUAUUUCUGCUGGGAACUGUUGUCCCAUUCAAUCUGUUAUCGGUGGCAUUGUUGCCCAAGAGGUUAUGAAAGCUUGUACUGGUCACUUCCGACCUAUUAAUCAAUGGUUUUACUUUGACGCCAUUGAGUGUUUACCAUCACCGUGGUGUAAGCGUGAAAACGGCGCAGUUCUAUCGAAGGACGACUUAAUUGCCCCACAUGGUCGCUACGAGGGUCAGUGCAAAAUAUUUGGCAGGCAGUUUCAGGAUAAAUUAGGUGACCUCAAGUACUUUGUUGUGGGCGCUGGUGCCAUCGGCUGCGAACACUUAAAGAAUUUUGCCAUGAUGGGAAUUUCUUGCCGUGAGGGUAAAUUAUUCAUCACUGAUAUGGACGUUAUCGAGAAAUCCAACCUUAAUCGGCAAUUCCUUUUCCGCCCAUGGGAUAUUGGGAAGUUCAAAUCUAUUAUCGCUGCAGCCACCGCCAAAGUCAUCAAUCCUGAGCUUAAAAUUAUACCUCACGAGAACAAAGUGGGUCCAGAAACCGAGGCUGUGUAUGAUGACGCUUUCUUUGAAGCCCUGGAUGGUGUCGCCAAUGCCCUUGAUAAUAUUGAGGCUCGGACCUACAUAGAUCGCCGUUGCGUGUAUUAUCGCAAGCCUCUUCUAGAAUCUGGCACAUUGGGCACAAAGGGUAACGUUCAAGUGGUCAUUCCUCAUCUCACCGAAUCCUACUCAUCAUCUCAGGAUCCCCCAGAAAAAUCGAUACCAAUGUGCACGUUGAAGAACUUCCCCUACCAGAUUGAGCACACCCUGCAGUGGGCACGCGACACCUUUGAGGGCCUCUUUGUUCAACAGUCAAACGCUCUUCGCUCUUACACCCAGAAUCCAGAUGAAUUUAUGUCCAAAAUGGGAUUGACGUCUAACCAAACAAUUGAUAUCCUGGAACCAUUGAAGCUGAAUCUCACUACUGCUCGCCCUAAGGACUUUGACGACUGUAUUGUCUGGUCUCGCAAUCUCUGGCAGGAUCUUUACUCCAAUUCCAUUCGUCAACUGCUUUUCAACUUCCCACCGGACCACAAAACGACCACUGGAGCUCCGUUCUGGUCCGGCACCAAGCGUUGUCCUAAGCCUCUCAAAUUCGAUGCAAGCAAUCCAAUGCACCUGGACUUUAUUAUGUCUGCUGCAAACCUGCGAGCUUUUAUCUACGGUCUGCGUGGUUCUCGCGACCUCGAAGCGAUUGCGAAGAAGGCUGGUGCUGUGAGAGUGCCCGAGUUUGUGCCGCGUAGCGGAGUCACUAUUGAGGUUUCCGAUGCUGAGAUGGCUGCUCAUCCUCGUGUCUUCUCACAGGACCCCAAGUUAGAUGACUUGAAGAAGUCCAUGCCAAAGGGUGACGACCUGCGGAAAAUGAAUAUAAACGUGAUAGAGUUUGAGAAGGAUGACGACAGUAACUUCCACAUGGAUUUCAUCACUGCGGCGAGCAAUCUGCGCGCAGAAAACUACGAUAUUGCACCGGCGGAUCGAUUGAGAAGCAAGCUGAUUGCCGGCAAGAUCAUCCCUGCUAUCGCCACAACCACUAGCAUUGUCUCUGGGUUGGUUGCACUCGAGCUCCUGAAGCUUGCUCAAGGUCAUCGUGAUUUAGAGUUGUACAAGAACACCUUUUUAAAUCUUUCACUGCCCUUCUUUGGCUCCUCCGAACCAGUGCCCCCCAAGUCCUGGAAGUACUACGACAACAGCUUCACUAUUUGGGAUCGCUUCGAAGUUCCCGGUGGCUUGACGCUGCAGCAAUUUUUAGACUAUUUUAAGAACCAGCACAAAUUGGAAAUCACGAUGCUUUCGCAGGACGUCUCCAUGCUCUAUUCCUUCUUCAUGCCUCCAAACAAACGCAAUGAGCGGCUCAAAAUGCAGAUGCCUCACUUGGUGGAGACAGUGAGCAAGAAGCGCAUUCCCGCACACGUGAAUGCUCUGGUGUUUGAGCUGUGUGCUACGGAUUUGGACGGUGAAGAUGUGGAGGUACCGUACGUCCGCUAUGUUUUGGAUAAGAAAUCGACCAACUCGAGCUAA
This is a messenger RNA of Hydatigera taeniaeformis, 3189 nucleotides long. The record is from the annotation of a GenBank genome assembly. Lineage: Eukaryota; Metazoa; Platyhelminthes; Cestoda; Cyclophyllidea; Taeniidae.